Messenger RNA from Penicillium pulvis, 3039 nucleotides. RefSeq names its product SPX and EXS domain-containing protein. Gene Ontology annotation, molecular function: inositol hexakisphosphate binding. The transcript is spliced from 7 exons. Bases 1 to 3039 code for a protein of 1012 amino acids. NCBI's taxonomy places the organism in Eukaryota, Fungi, Ascomycota, Eurotiomycetes, Eurotiales, Aspergillaceae. Gene Ontology annotation, cellular component: plasma membrane; Golgi apparatus; cytoplasm. Gene Ontology annotation, biological process: cellular response to phosphate starvation; phosphate ion transport. The record is from RefSeq and is a predicted model, not a curated record.
AUGAAAUUCGCGAAAGAGUUGGAACAGGAACUAGUUCCUGAGUGGAGGGCAAAGUAUCUCGACUACAAGACGGGCAAGAAAAAGCUCAAGGGUAUCACACGAGCCAUCCAGAAGGGCAACCGAAGUCCCCUCCCCCCAUCCUUUCGACAUGCUCCGUCCUCACAUACCGCUGUACAAUCAUCCUUUGAAACACCAACCGUCGAUAAGCCUCUGGACAGGACCGCACCAGAUGACCUUUCAACACCGAAUGCCCGACGUCGGGGCUCCAGUCCCCAGCCCAUCCCACGAUCCAAAUCUACGCCUGGGCAAGAGCGACAGCCGUUGCGCGCUGCGGGGGCACGGUUUCCAGAGACCGUAGGGAGCUAUGGAAGCAUCAUGGCAACGCCGCCGGAGCCCUUGGGGAAGGCAGGAUCAGAUGGGGCAUCUUUCGAGCUGCCAGAUCCUAUAAUGGACCCAGAUGAGUACUCGCCGCCGGGGCAGAGUACCGACCAGGAUUCGGGUCGUCGCAAGGAUGUCAGGACCCCGUCCCCGGUCAUGACCAGACGCGCAACGUUCGGUACGCCUUCAGCUCAACUAGGGGGAAACAGUCCGGGAGAUCAAAGGGUCCCAUCGUUGGCAACGCAUCCCACUUCUCAGAGUCUUAGCCACCAAGGAGAAGAUUUGACCAAAACGAACUCACAAAAGCGUGGGUCGCAGCUUCUUCGGCGAGUAUUCUCCCAUACAGAAGGCGAAGGAGUAGGGAAGAAAUCAGCGAUGGACUCUGCAUUUGACGCCGAGAAGCGCCAGGAUGAGUUCUUUGAGUUCUUGGAUAGCGAAUUGACCAAAAUCGACUCCUUCUAUAAGAUGAAAGAGCAGGAGGCCCACAACCGACUUAAGGCUCUCCGACAACAGUUGCACGUUAUGCGAGAUCAGCGCAUCCAAGAGGUGUAUGAGACCAAACGAGCCGUAAAGCUGAUGAAGGAUGACCAAACCCAGCGCACGAACAAGCUCGGCAAACUCAACGGCUCCCGAAUCAAGGAUACCCUGACUGGAAAAUCUCGGAUCGGAAAGAAUACCCAGGCGUUAGCAGCGAUGGCGACCCCGAGGAUCCCUGAGCGAGAGCGUGAAUUUAUUGCCAGCCGACGAGACUUCAUGCGCCGACAGGAUCCACAAAACAAUGACGUGUCAUAUCGAUCUGCGAAACGCAAACUCAAACAUGCACUGCAGGAGUUUUACCGUGGGGUCGAACUCCUGAAGGGGUAUGCUUAUCUCAACCGUAAGGCCUUUCGCAAGAUCAACAAAAAAUACGACAAAACUGUCAAUGCCCGCCCGUUGCUGCGGUACAUGACUGAACGAGUCAACAAAGCGUCCUUUGUGCAGAGUGAAGAGACCGAGAAUCUGAUCGCGGCGGUCGAAGAUUUAUAUGCCCGAUAUUUUGAACGUGGUAAUCGCAAAAUUGCUGUGUCCAAGCUUCGCCACACAAUCAACAAAUCCGGCGAUUAUUCUCCCAGCACUUUUCGAGCAGGUCUCCUGCUCAUGGCGGGUGUGCUUUUCGCUAUACAGUCGCUGGUAUAUGCGUCACAGCAUUUGCGCGCUGCCGAAGCAGUGGAGCGAGUUCGCACUAGUUAUCUAUUGCAGAUUUAUGGCGGCUAUUUUUUAAUUGUCUUUCACGUCUUGCUAUUUUCCCUGGACUGUAUGAUCUGGACCAAGUCGAAGAUUAACUAUGCAUUUGUAUUCGAAUAUGAUACCAGACACACGCUGGAGUGGCGCCAAUUGCUUGAAAUUCCCGCGUUUUUUAUGUUCGCCCUGGGCCUUUUCAUGUGGCUCAACUUUUCAUGGAUUAAUUCCAUGUACAUAUACUGGCCUGUUGUGCUCAUAUUUCUGACCCUGGUCAUCGUCUUCUUGCCAGCCCGCGUGCUGUAUCACCGCAGCAGAAAGUGGUGGGCAUUUUCGAAUUGGCGUCUUCUACUUGCCGGUGUUUACCCUGUCGAAUUCCGAGAUUUCUUUCUCGGUGACAUGUACUGUUCCCAGAGUUACGCUAUGGGGAACAUCGAGCUAUUCUUCUGUCUCUACGCCAAUGCUUGGAGUAACCCUACACAGUGUAACUCGAGCCACUCUAGGCUGCUUGGGUUCUUCACCUGUCUUCCAGCAGUAUGGCGAUCCUUUCAGUGCAUCAGGCGAUACGUCGACACGAAGAAUGCUUUCCCUCAUCUCUUGAAUUUGGGAAAGUACAUUUUCAGCAUCCUCUACUACGCCACCCUGAGCAUGUAUCGCAUCGACCGUCACACUCGUUUUCAGGCCUCAUUCAUCACGUUUGCACUUCUGAACUCUGUCUAUACUUCAGUAUGGGACUUGAUAAUGGAUUGGAGUUUGGGCAAUGCAUAUGCUAGGCAUCCUCUGUUGCGUGAAAUGCUAGCAUUUCGACGAGUCUGGGUGUACUAUGUCGCAAUGGUCUUGGAUGUGAUCAUUCGGUUUAAUUGGAUCUUCUACGCCAUAUUUGUCAACGACAUCCAGCACUCAGCUGUCCUCAGCUUUGUUGUCUCACUCUCAGAAGUCUUCCGUCGAGGCGUCUGGACUAUCUUUCGUGUGGAGAACGAGCACUGCACCAACGUGCUCUUGUUCCGUGCAUCACGAGACACACCCCUUCCAUAUGAAAUUACUGCCACACCAGCGCUUGAUGGUGCCCAUGCGGAUGAUGUCCAGCUUCAGGAACAGCAAAACACUCCUUUCAUGUCUGCAGGAGAUGCUGAACAUGGAACACCAUCAUCCAUGACCAGUCAACGUGCACGAAACCGACGUCCAUCGGCUAGUUUCGCUCGCGUUGGAAACAAGGUUGCGGGUGCCCAUGCUCACGACUUUGAGAGAAGGCGCCUUCCAUCGUACUUAGCCGGUACGGGAGUCACGCGUGACUCAUUACGCGGUGCUGAUGAUUCCUCUGAUGAGGAUGAAGAGUUAACCACCGAUGAAGACUCGGGCUCGACGGUUGAUGUUGGCCCCGACCAUGACGACGCAGAGAUGACAGGUGACCAGCGAUCUGCGAUGCACCGGAUCAAUGAAUAA